Aspergillus tubingensis is the source of this 2013-nucleotide messenger RNA. Its product is annotated as mRNA export factor mexA. The coding region runs from base 1 to 2013 and encodes 670 amino acids. Gene Ontology annotation, biological process: poly(A)+ mRNA export from nucleus. The record is from RefSeq and is a predicted model, not a curated record. Gene Ontology annotation, cellular component: nucleus. Gene Ontology annotation, molecular function: RNA binding; protein binding. NCBI's taxonomy places the organism in Eukaryota, Fungi, Ascomycota, Eurotiomycetes, Eurotiales, Aspergillaceae. The transcript has 3 exons.
AUGAAGGGCGGAAAAGGUUCUCGCGGUCGCUCGGGGGGUUCGGAUCGUGGAGGCAUUCGCAAGCGGGGUGCUGCGACACGGGUCGAUCGAGAAGGUGAUCUGAUGAUGGACGCUGGCUCUGCACGAAACCGUGGAAAGAAGGGUCGUGGCGAUUCUGGCCGGUCGCAAGCAGCGAACAAAGCCAUGGAUGCGAUCCAAAAGGCCAUCUCCAGUAACUCAGACACUCAAGCGAACAUCCGACAAGGAGGACGGGGAAGUGGUCUGGAACAGGUUCUUGUUCGUGGCUGGAAGCAAAGCAAGGCAGCUUCCAACCGUGACGGCGGUCUCGAAUCCCUCAUCGCCUUCCUCGAGAAAAAACUCAGCCCACCCGACUCGAAAGCUGGCACACGCGCAAGGAUUACAAAGUCGCGGGUUGAAGGCGACGCUCUUAUCGUCUCUAUUCGGCCAGAGUUGUUGGAAAGGAUGCUUCAGCUCAAUGGGUUUAGUUUUGCAGGUGCCCCUCUUACCACCGAAAAGUAUGAUCCGUCUACUGGCGGAUUGUUGGACCAGCCUAUGCUGUCUGCUAUGGCACAAAAUGGCGGCACAUCCUCUGCUGCCGAGACCAAGGCGAAAAUGACGACUAUCCUCGGCAAGCGCUACACCCAGCAAACAAAGUUACUCGAUCUUUCGAAAUUGGGAACCGAUCCGGAUCUGUUGGCUAUGGGAAUCUUUGGCAGCACCUCUACCGAGUCAAAAUUUUUCCCGGCACUGAUGAAGGUUUGGGAGCUGAAUUUCGACAAUGCCACGGCGCGCCGAGAGGCAGUGGAGAGUGUCAGUCUCGCUCAUAACCAGCUUGCCAACAUUACAGCUGUGACGACACUAGCAUCGACAAUUCCCGACCUGAAAAAUCUGGACCUAUCCAACAAUGAAUUCAAAGAUGCGCAGUCCUUGAUUGGAUGGCGCUGGAAAUUCCGGAACCUCGAAUUUCUCGACCUAUCAAACACUCCUUUUAGCGCCGACCCUACUUUCAAGGAUACUAUGCUGAAGUGGUAUCCCAAGCUCCGGUUCCUGAAUAAUGUCGAAGUCCGCACCGCAGAAGAAAUAGCGGCGCAGAAGAAGACUCCGAUUCCAGUGCAGCCACCACACUUCCAGGACGACUCUCAGAUCGCAGAGAACUUCGUCCGGGCUUUCUUCGCGGGCUACGACAACGACCGAAGCGGCAUUCUCAGCAGUGUCUACGACAACCACACUACGUUCACUCUCAAUGUGAACACAUCGGCUCCCAGGGCCCAACAAACAGAAACAGCGCCCUGGGAUGCGUAUAUCAAGAAAAGCAGAAACCUUCUCAAGAUCAGCCAUCUUCCUGCACGCAUGUCUAGGGUAUACACCGGUGCGGAGAAGAUCCGCGAGUUAUGGACCAGUCUUCCAGCGACAAGACAUCCUGACAUUGCGACGCACCCGGAAGAAUGGCUUAUCGAGUGCUACCCCAUCCCAGGUCUUCCUGAUAUUUCUGGACAGAGCUCCACGGGUGUUGGUGGUCUUCUCAUCAUGGUGCACGGAAAGUUCGACGAGAUAAACGGGGCCAAGGUUGAAACGCGCAGUUUCGAUCGAACAUUCAUCAUCGGGCCCGGUGGUGGUAUGGGCGGAAUUAGGGUUGUCAGUGAUCUUCUCUGCUUGCGAGCCUAUGGUGGACACGAGGCAUGGAUUCCAGAGGUUCCACCAGCCGUUCCCCAAGCAGCACCUCCAGCAGUUGCGGCUGUACCCGCAGCUCCUGCGGCACCUGCAGCACUACCAGUAGCUAUUCCGGGUGCCCCCGAAGGCUACGGCAUGCCGGCGCCUGGGAAAGCAGACACACAAGUCCAGCAAGAGCAGCUAGUACUUCAGAUGAGCUCUAAUACUCGGAUGACCCUUCAGUACUCUGAGAUGGCUUUGUCUGGAAACGGCUGGAAUAUGGAGGCUGCACUGAAGAACUUCGAGGAACUUAAGGCGCAGGGAACACUGCCUCCGGAUGCUUUUCUACCUGCAGCAGUGUAA